AUUUCGUUACUUGAACUAUGGAACUCUUUUUUGAUAAAGCACGUAUGUACAUAUACUCGAACGCACCAAGAGCUAAUUCAGUUCCGAGAAACAUAUUAUAGUAGGUACUAGACUACUGAAGUCAUUUUAACCAUGAAUAACCCAGAAUUAUACGACAAAACUGGCAAAAUUUUAGAUGUUCAUAUGGAGUGUGUUAUAAAAGAUUAUUUAGGACAUUUUUCAAGAAAUGGGACGAAGCAAAAACUUGCUUUAGAUUUAGGGUCCGGUCCCGGUUGGUUUUCUUAUAAAUAUUUGUAUCAAAUGUUUAGCAGCGACAUAAAAAAAAUGAUUGGCGUUGAUCAAUCGGAGAACAUGGUGAAGUACGCAAAUGACCACUACGGAUGCGAAGCAAUUACGUUUCGAAAGUUUAACUUUUUAACCGAUCAGAUCCCUUCAGAUUUUCAAGAACGAUUCGAUUACGUAUUCUCGUUUUGGGCCUUACAGUACCUCAGUGAUUAUACGUAUGGAUUUGGCAGAAUACUACAAAUGAUGAAAUCGGGUGGGGAUGCCUUGUUGGUGUUUCCAGCCAGUUGCCAAUUUUUUGACAUGUACAAAGUGGUUUGGACAAGCCCAAAAUGGUCGAAAUUUAUCGAGAAAGACGACAUAAUGGAUGUUCCUUUUCAAAAUUGUGAAAAUCGGGAAGAAACACUGCGAGAAUAUUUGUGUCCACUUGGUUUCCACACAAUGGUUUCCGAAAUAAGAGAAUUCAGCCUAUAUUUUUGUGAGGAAACAGCCAAAGGUUGUUUAUGGGCGUGCCUUCCUGUCCUUGACAAGAUACCUAAGGGUUUGCGCAGUGAGUUUGUAGAAGAUCACAUGAAAGAAUGGACCCCACGAAGGAAUGCAGAUAAUGAACAAAUCCAAUACGUUAUUGAUUAUAGGCUGUUUGUAAUUUACGCUAAAAAAUAGUCAACAAAUAAUAUCAGUAUCACUGUUACUUUCCGCGUCAAAAUGUCCCAAUUUGCAGAUUAGGGACUGUUUAGUAUUAAGUCAAACAUUUCGUUGAUUAUAGUAUUACGACAUAGAUUGUAAUUGCUUAUGCUUUAGAGUUUAGAGUUUAGAAUGUAAAGAAACACAGACUCAAAUCCUUAUUAUGUAGGGCCGUUAGUAUAUAACAAGCUACCAGAAUAUGUAAAAACCCUAACUACUAGCAAAUUUGUGUGCGAGGUUAAAAAAAUACUUUUAAAAAACGCUUUUUAUUCCGUCCAAGAUUAUUUAAAUUUUAAACAUUAAUGUAGGUAAAUGUGUUGCUUUUUAAAUUGUUUUUAAUGUGUUAUGUUACAUAUGUUUGUUUUAUACGACUUCCCUUAUAUCCAAAUCUUGUAAUCAACUAGACCAAAUAUAUAUUAUUAUUAUUAUUAUUA
Photinus pyralis (common eastern firefly) is the source of this 1400-nucleotide messenger RNA. Its product is annotated as juvenile hormone acid O-methyltransferase-like. The transcript has 3 exons. The record is from RefSeq and is a predicted model, not a curated record. The coding region runs from base 133 to 945 and encodes 270 amino acids. Lineage: Eukaryota; Metazoa; Arthropoda; Insecta; Coleoptera; Lampyridae.